AUGAGCGGGCACGACUCCAAGUACUUCUCCACCACCAAAAAGGGGGAGAUCCCCGAGCUCAAGGAGGAGCUCAACUCCCAGUACAAGGACAAGAGAAAAGAUGCUGUCAAGAAAGUGAUUGCAGCGAUGACCGUUGGAAAAGAUGUCUCAUCACUGUUUACGGAUGUCGUGAACUGUAUGCAGACUGAGAACUUGGAGCUGAAAAAACUAGUAUAUUUGUAUCUCAUCAACUAUGCUAAAAGUCAACCAGAUCUAGCGAUACUUGCCGUGAACACAUUUGUUAAGGAUUCACAAGAUCCAAAUCCGCUGAUCCGUGCUUUGGCUGUGAGGACAAUGGGUUGCAUCCGUGUAGACAAAAUCACAGAGUAUCUGUGUGACCCUCUUCAAAGAUGCCUCAAGGACGAUGAUCCAUAUGUGCGGAAGACAGCGGCUAUUUGUGUUGCUAAGCUUUAUGAUAUAAAUGCUGAGCUAGUGGAGGACAGAGGAUUUCUAGAGGCCCUCAAAGACUUAAUUUCUGACAACAAUCCUAUGGUGGUUGCAAAUGCUGUUGCUGCUCUGGCAGAGAUUCAAGACAGUAGUGCUCGUCCGAUCUUUGAGAUCACCAGCCAUACAUUGACAAAGCUUCUGACUGCUCUGAAUGAAUGCACAGAGUGGGGACAAGUUUUCAUUCUUGAUUCUCUGUCAAGGUACAAAGCAACAGAUGCAAGGGACGCAGAAAAUAUAGUGGAACGAGUUACACCCCGUCUUCAACAUGCAAACUGUGCAGUUGUUCUUUCUGCUGUCAAGUCGGAGGAUGAUACAUAUCCAUUUAAGUUGGAAUGCUGGUUCUGGUACUAUUCAAGACAGCAGUUGCUGUUUAUAAUCCUUCUACAAAUGGUGCUCAUUACAAGCACUGAUGUUGUCCGGAAUCUCUGCAAGAAAAUGGCACCCCCUCUGGUUACUCUACUGUCGGCAGAGCCCGAGAUUCAGUAUGUAGCAUUGAGAAAUAUCAAUCUGAUUGUUCAAAAAAGGCCUACAAUACUUGCACAUGAAAUUAAGGUCUUCUUUUGCAAGUACAAUGACCCAAUAUAUGUCAAGAUGGAAAAGUUAGAGAUUAUGAUAAAGCUUGCGUCAGAUAGGAACAUUGAUCAGGUACUAUUGGAGUUCAAAGAAUACGCCACAGAGGUGGAUGUUGACUUUGUGAGGAAAGCUGUACGUGCGAUUGGAAGAUGUGCAAUUAAAUUGGAGAGAGCUGCUGAAAGGUGCAUCAGUGUCUUGCUUGAGCUGAUCAAGAUAAAGGUUAAUUAUGUCGUACAAGAAGCUAUCAUUGUCAUCAAAGACAUCUUUAGACGCUAUCCUAACACAUAUGAGUCUAUCAUCGCAACACUGUGUGAAAGUUUGGACACUUUAGAUGAACCAGAGGCUAAGGCAUCAAUGAUUUGGAUAAUUGGAGAAUAUGCCGAAAGAAUUGACAAUGCUGAUGAACUCCUUGAGAGUUUCUUGGAUACAUUCCCAGAAGAACCAGCAUUAGUUCAACUGCAGUUGCUAACAGCGACUGUUAAGUUGUUUCUUAAGAAGCCAACUGAGGGGCCCAUGAUAGAUACACUAAAUUGCGGAGCAAAGAAUAACUUUUGGCAUGAUGCUGUUCUCAAUAAUGCAACAGUCGAAACAGACAAUCCUGAUCUGCGUGAUCGAGCUUACAUAUACUGGCGACUUCUUUCUACUGAUCCUGAGGCAGCAAAAGAUGUUGUUCUGGCAGAGAAGCCUGUGAUCAGUGAUGACUCUAACCAGCUUGACUCUUCGCUUCUUGAUGAAUUAUUAGCAAACAUUUCUACAUUAUCAUCAGUUUAUCACAAGCCCCCAGAAGCCUUUGUUAGCCGUGUUAAGGCAGCUCCUAGGGUGGAUGAUGAGGAGUUUGCUGAUGCUGGAGAAACUGGGUAUUCGGAGUCACCAUCUCAGGGACUGGAUGGGGCAUCACCGUCCUCUAGUACUGGCAAUUCAUCAAAUGUACCAGUGAAGCAGCCGGCAGCUGCAGCCCCAGCAGUUGCUGCUCCGAUCCCAGAUCUCCUAGGUGAUUUAAUGGGUUUGGAUAAUGCCCUGGUUCUUGUUGACGAGCCUACAGCAUCUUCAGGACCUCCACUGCCUGUUGUAUUGCCUUCAACCACUGGCCAAGGUCUCCAGAUCAGUGCGCAACUGGUGCGACGGGAUGGCCAGAUAUACUAUGAUAUAUCUUUUGAGAAUGGGACCCAGGGUGUAUUAGAUGGAUUUAUGAUUCAGUUUAACAAGAACACAUUUGGUCUUGCAGCCGGUGGACCACUUCAGGUUCCUCCACUCCAACCUGGGUCCUCAGCCAGGACGCUCCUAGCUAUGGUUUUCUCCCAGAAUGUCUCCCCUGGAGCACCAAACUUGCUACUGCAGGUUGCAGUGAAGAAUAAUCAGCAACCUGUGUGGUAUUUCAGUGACAAAGGUUCGCUCCAUGUCUUCUUUGGUGAAGAUGGCAAAAUGGAGCGAACGGGUUUUCUCGAGGCCUGGAAAUCUUUACCUGAUGACAAUGAAUUUUCAAAAGAAUACCCCAAUUCUGUCAUCAGCAGCAUAGAUGCCACCGUUGAACACCUUGCAGCAUCAAAUGUGUUCUUUAUUGCCAAACGGAAAAAUGCAAACAUGGACGUGCUGUAUCUGUCUGCGAAGAUCCCCCGUGGGAUUCCAUUCCUGAUAGAGCUUACUGCUGCUGUUGGUGUUCCUGGUGCCAAGUGUGCAGUCAAGACUCCAAACAGGGAGUUUGUGCCUCUAUUCUUUGAAGCCAUGGAGUCUCUUAUCAAGUAA
Molecule: messenger RNA, 2802 nt
Organism: Triticum turgidum subsp. durum (durum wheat)
Lineage: Eukaryota; Viridiplantae; Streptophyta; Magnoliopsida; Poales; Poaceae
Source: the annotation of a GenBank genome assembly